UCACAGUAGGUUCAUUGACUUGCCUUGUAUUGCACAGUAACACAACGUCAUGUUUGGAGAAUGGAAACCGAAAGUAAUGGAGGUAGAGGAAAUGAAUGUUAAGUAAAGUGGGUGUGUCGAUCAGCUGCUGCAGACUGUAUAUAAAUUGUGCUGAGCUCAAAACACCUGAAACAGCUUCAUCCGUGCAUCUGUCAUAGUCCCCAGACUUUUCCAGAAGUUUCUCAAAGGAGUUUCAGAAAACAAAAGUUUUUUUAUUCCAGGUAUCUGAAAUGGAGCUAACCAUCGUGAUGCUGGGUGAGUCCCACCCUCUGUGUGUGAACCCUGACGACACUGUGGGGUCUCUGAAGAGACUGAUCCAGGAGAAAUUCAAUGUGCCCUGUGAGAGCCAGAGGCUGGUCUUUGCUAACGGACACAGGACUCUUCUCAGCGACGACUUGAGGACCCUGAGGUCUUACUCCCUGCAGUCCGGCUCCCAGGUGACUCUGCUGGUCACCCAGCCGCCGGCCACCUUCCAGGUGUUCCUCAAGAAUGAGAAGAAUAAGACGACAACCUACGACAUCACAAAGGAUGAGACUGUGGACGAAUUCAAGACCAAAGUCCAGAAAAGAGAGGGUGUUGCUGUCAGUCAGAUGAGGCUGGUUUUCCAGGACAGAGAUAUGACCCAGGGGAAACUUUCAGACUACCACGUCAAAGAACACAGCACCAUCCAGAUGACGAUGCGCCUGAGAGGAGGCUGAGGACACUUCUAGUUUAUACAUCUUUUUAUUUUUUCUGCAGUUAGUUAUUUAAUACAAGCUAAAUACAAAUGUCGUAUGGCCAUUUGUUAUGUAACUUGAUUUUGAACGAUGCAUUCCUGAACACCCAUGUCUUAAAACUUGUGGCCUUGAAGUUACUUGCUUGACAGUUCAAUUAUGUUAAAAUCAAGUCACUAUGUGUUUCUGUCUUUUCUCUCAAAUAAAUGUAAUUGUUAUUUAAAAUGAACAUUUAAAAAUAAAUACAUAAUGUGAAUGAA
Messenger RNA from Notolabrus celidotus (New Zealand spotty), 1012 nucleotides. It is a transcript of the gene isg15, whose product is annotated as ISG15 ubiquitin like modifier. Gene Ontology annotation, biological process: protein ubiquitination; modification-dependent protein catabolic process; post-translational protein targeting to endoplasmic reticulum membrane. The coding region runs from base 270 to 737 and encodes 155 amino acids. The transcript is spliced from 2 exons. Gene Ontology annotation, cellular component: cytoplasm; nucleus. Lineage: Eukaryota; Metazoa; Chordata; Actinopteri; Labriformes; Labridae. The record is from RefSeq and is a predicted model, not a curated record. Gene Ontology annotation, molecular function: ubiquitin protein ligase binding; protein tag activity.